Fimicolochytrium jonesii is the source of this 947-nucleotide messenger RNA. RefSeq lists its product as uncharacterized. Gene Ontology annotation, molecular function: calcium ion binding. The record is from RefSeq and is a predicted model, not a curated record. The coding region runs from base 57 to 689 and encodes 210 amino acids. The transcript has a single exon. Lineage: Eukaryota; Fungi; Chytridiomycota; Chytridiomycetes; Spizellomycetales; Powellomycetaceae.
GAAGAGCGACGCAAGGACUCGCGUGCGAGUCGGUCGGUCUCCGUCGGGCAUUCGUCAUGCAGCAUCCAAAUUCACCUCGAACUUCCACCGACGACAAAGACAGUCUCAAGUCCGUCCGCCCAGCCGUGCAUGCAGACGGCCUCAACGUUCGCAGUCGUUCCCGAAAAGGAAAAAGGCCUCAACUCAAAAUGCCUUCCGUCUCCACAUCCCAUCUCCGCUCCCUGCCACUCAUCACUUUUCUUACCCUCCUCCUCCUCCUCACCCUCCUACGGCCAUUCGUAAGCGCAAACAAGCCCAAGUUCGGCGUGGACGGCAACUACCUCGACUACGCAGCCGCCGCCCAAUACGGCCGCUCGCAUCUCCACGACAGCCCCCCCACCUCCGCCUCCACUCCGCCAUUCACCGACACCAGCCCCGACCACAGCCUCCCCAGCGAGUACGAAGACCUCCUCUAUUUCUUCUCUCUCUCCGACCGCAACGGCGACCACCACCUCGACGGUCAUGAGCUGCGACAGACCUACACGACCGCGGGCGGGACCGCCGAGUUGCCGCCAAAGGAGUAUAGGUUGCCGCUGGAGGAGGUCGAGAGUAUGAUUGAUCAUACGCUGUUGGAGGAUGAUACGGAUGGGGAUGGGAGGAUUAGUUGGGGGGAGUAUUUGGCGAGUCAGGUUUAUCAUCAGAAGAUUUAGCGAGGGGGGAGGGAUUCCGGAGGUUGUCGGUUGGCAAAGAUUGAAAGAUGGGACAGGGAUCUCACAGGGAGUCUCUGCGCUGGUCUGCCUCACGGUUUGCUCGUCGUUGGAAAGGCAUCGCGUUUUUGGCUCUCCAGGAAGAGCCAUACAGUGACACUGCUGAAGGAAAACGGAUGCUUUCGCCUCAUUUCGUCCAAAUUUGUGGUCCACGACCGAUCGCAACUGCCGAGAAAGGCGUUACAGAAGAAAGAAAAGCUC